Messenger RNA from Phyllotreta striolata, 1378 nucleotides. The record is from the annotation of a GenBank genome assembly. NCBI's taxonomy places the organism in Eukaryota, Metazoa, Arthropoda, Insecta, Coleoptera, Chrysomelidae.
ACUCAACAUUCAAUUUUCUCUAAACAUUCAAAUAAUAAUCUUAUUUUAUUUAUAUGCAAUAAUAUUGUGUAAAAAUGCAUAGAAUUUGUAUGGUUUCUGAUUUUUUCUUUCCGAAUAUGGGCGGUGUAGAAGAGCACAUUUACAACCUUUCUCAGUGCUUAUUACUCAGAGGGCACAAAGUAUGUAUAAUAACUCACAGCUACGAAGACAGAAUAGGUGUCAGGUACAUGACCGGUGGAUUGAAAGUGUAUUACUUGCCAAUUAAAGUAUUCUACAAUCAAUCCAUUUUACCUACAAUGGUAAGCAAUAUUCCAUUAAUAAGAUACAUAUUAUUAAGGGAGAGGAUCGAUAUUAUUCAUGGUCAUUCUGCAUUUUCGUCUUUAGCACAUGAAACUGUAUUAAUCGGAAAUCUCCUUGGCAAGAAAACUGUCUUUACAGAUCAUAGUUUGUUUGGAUUCGCAGACGCAAGUGCCGUUAUAACGAAUAAAUUCAUACAAAUUUCCUUAGCCGAUUGCAAUCAUUGCAUAUGCGUAUCUCACACCGGUAAGGAAAACACUGUUUUACGAGCCAGAGUCGAGUCUUCGAAGGUGUCAGUUAUUCCAAAUGCUGUUGAUACGUAUUCAUUUACACCUGAUCCUUACCAAAGAUCGAAAAACAAAAUUACAAUAGUGGUAGUGUCAAGGCUAGUGUAUAGAAAAGGGGUCGAUUUAACAGCCCAAAUCAUCGGAGAAUUAUGCGAUAAGUACAAAGAAAUUGAUUUUUUAAUUGCCGGGGAUGGCCCUAAACGAUGGUUGCUUGAGGAAAUUCGCGAGAGAAAAGGCCUUCAAGACAGAGUAACUCUUUUGGGUAGUCUCGAGCAUUCCCAAGUAAGAAACGUUUUAGUAAAAGGGGACAUUUUCUUAAAUACUUCCUUAACAGAAGCCUAUUGUAUGGCUAUUGUAGAGGCUGCAUCUUGUGGGUUGAAAGUUGUUUCUACGAAAGUGGGAGGUAUUCCAGAAGUUUUGCCAGAAAGUUUGAUCUACUUAACAGAACCUAAUGUGCCUUCUUUAAUGGAAGGAUUGGAAAGGGCCAUAAGUGAUUUGAAAACCGGCAAAAUAAUUUGUCCUUUCACAUGCAACAUGAUGGUAAGAAAGUUUUAUAACUGGGAGAAUAUAUCGUCGAGGACUGAAAUAGUUUACCAAAAGGUUAUUAACGAGAAUGAGAAAAGUUUAGGGGAACAUCUUCAUAGUUAUUUGAAUACUGGUGUAUGGCCUUUCGUACUAGUCGUAUCAUUGGUAUUUAUUAUACUGAAAUUGUAUGAUUAUCUGGUUCCUCGGAAAUAUAUUGAUAUUUCGCCAGAUUAUAAUAGAAAAUUUAAUAAAAAAUGUUUAUGAAAGAA